AUGUAUGGCAACUGCGGCCAGCGCCGAGCCGUCACGUUCACCAGCCGGCGGCGUGCUCUGCCGCUCCACUGGCAGGCACCACCAGCUCCCGCGCGCGCGUGCAGAAAAGGACUCGGCAGCGAGAACUGUUUACGAUUCACACGAACACGUACUAGUCCAGGUGAGAAUAUACGAGUAGGAUUUAGGACCGAUAUAUGGCAAGCCUCGCCAUACGGGAAUGCCCAGCCGUGCUUCGGCCGAAUUGGCUUCUUGAUCGGUAUGGAGUUGAGCAACAAAGAGGUCCAGAUCCAAAUGCCCACCCAGCUGAACGAGAGGUCAUCCAGAGAAGACCUCCCGUCGCUGCUCAUCCAGGUUCCGUCGCGGACCAUCGCCGGCUUCGACUGCGUCGGCCGGGACGCCGUCUCCUCCGCCUCCCUGCACCUGCACGAGCACAACAACAGGGACACUGUCAUUAGCAUCCAGGCGCCGGCGACCCCACCGGCAGCUGCCCCUGUGCCCGCGUACGACGACGCGCAGAUACCCUACUCCCUUUCCGUCAGCAUGCCGGCGUCGCCGUCGGGGUUGCACUUUUCGCAGUUCAGGGCGGCGGCCGUGCGCCGCAACGAGGCGCGCGCGGCAGUGGCAGUGGCACCCUCUGACAGCAAGCCGGUCGGGCAGGUGGAGGUGCACCCGCCGCGGCUGCUGGAGCAGACGCGGUUCCACUCGCAGCCGAUCCUCCAUGCGUCCCAGAUGAACGAGGGGACGCGGAGGGCCGACAGCACGCGCGACAAGCGGUUCGAUCCGUUCAAGACCUUCUCCGGCCGCCUCGAGCGGCAACUCUCCAACCUGCGCGGCCGGCCGCUGGACCCCAUGGACCUCGGCUCCCACCAUUCCAAGAUCUCCGAGGAGACCGACCAGGUUCCCGGCACCGACCGCUACUUCGACGCCCUGGAAGGCCCCGAGCUCGACACCCUCAGGGCGACGGAGGUAGCGGUGCUGCCCAAGGACGAGAAGUGGCCGUUCCUGCUGCGGUUCCCGAUCAGCGCGUUCGGGAUGGUGCUCGGCGUGAGCAGCCAGGCGAUCCUGUGGAAGACGCUGGCGUCAGCGCCGCCGACGGCGUUCCUGCACGUGAGCCUCGUGGUGGCCCACGCACUGUGGUACAUCUCGCUGGCGCUGAUGGGCCUCGUGUCCUCCAUCUACCUGCUCAAGAUCGUCUUCUACUUCGAGGCGGUCCGGCGCGAGUUCUACCACCCUAUACGCGCCAACUUCUUCUUCGCGCCGUGGAUCGCCUGCCUCUUCCUCGUGCAGGGCGCGCCGCGGGAGCUGGCCGAGGUGCACCACGGCGUCUGGUACAUGCUCAUGGCGCCCAUCUUCUGCCUCGAGCUCAAGAUCUACGGCCAGUGGAUGUCCGGCGGCCAGCGUCGGUUGUCCAAGGUGGCCAACCCGUCCAACCACCUCUCCAUCGUCGGCAACUUUGUGGGCGCGUUGCUGGGAGCCAAAAUGGGCAUCCGCGAGGGCCCCAUCUUCUUCUUCGCCAUCGGGCUUGCGCACUACACUGUCCUCUUCGUCACGCUCUACCAGCGCCUCCCCACCAACGUCACGCUCCCCAAGGAGCUACACCCGGUCUUCUUCCUCUUCGUUGCCGCGCCCAGCGUCGCCUCCAUGGCUUGGGCCAAGAUCAACGGCGAGUUCGACAACGGCGCACGGAUAGCCUACUUCAUUGCGCUCUUCCUCUACAUGUCGCUGGCCGUGCGGAUCAACUUCUUCACAGGAUUCCGCUUCUCGCUGGCGUGGUGGGCCUACACGUUCCCGAUGACCGGCGCAUCGAUCGCCACCAUAACGUACGCGACGGAGGUGACCAACGUGCUGACGCGGACGCUGUCCAUCGGCCUCUCGGGCAUUGCCACCGUCACCGUAGCCGGCCUGCUGGUGACCACCAUGUUCCACGCCUUCGUGCUCAGGGACCUUUUCCCCAACGACGUCUCCAUCGCCAUCACCCGGAGGAAGCCCAAGUUCAGCAAGAUCCUCGCGCACUUCCGCUCCUCCAGCUCCGACAUGAAGGAGCUCGUGCUCUCCGUCUCCAAGUCGCCCAACACCGACUCCGAUUCUUCGGUGCUGGGCUCCACAGACACCCAUCCGGCCGUCACCAAAGGCAAAGCCGAGCCGUAGAGCGACAGAACGACACCCCGCGCGCUCUCUCGCGCAUGCCUAGCUGUACAUAAUUAUUUCAGUCUCUUGGACAAGAUGAGCUUGAGAGGUGAGAGCAGAAUGGAAGCAUGCAGCUGGUCGGCGUGAGACCGUGAGUGCACAUACUACCGUCGAAGGCAUGGGUGUAUAUCCUUGGAGCAAAUUUUUGUGGUGAUGAGGGUAUAAUGUGAGGCACGUAGGUCGAUCGAUCUGUGUAUAAGUCUACGGAUAUAUAUCACGAAUAAAACAACAAACAAUGUGUGGAACUUGCAGAUUUGUUUGGAUGAUUCAGCGUACAACAUUUAUCUACUC
This is a messenger RNA of Hordeum vulgare subsp. vulgare (domesticated barley), 2478 nucleotides long. RefSeq names its product S-type anion channel SLAH2-like. Gene Ontology annotation, biological process: intracellular monoatomic ion homeostasis; transmembrane transport. Bases 1 to 2148 code for a protein of 715 amino acids. Gene Ontology annotation, cellular component: membrane. The record is from RefSeq and is a predicted model, not a curated record. NCBI's taxonomy places the organism in Eukaryota, Viridiplantae, Streptophyta, Magnoliopsida, Poales, Poaceae. Gene Ontology annotation, molecular function: voltage-gated monoatomic anion channel activity. The transcript is spliced from 5 exons.